Molecule: messenger RNA, 1459 nt
Organism: Apis dorsata (giant honeybee)
Lineage: Eukaryota; Metazoa; Arthropoda; Insecta; Hymenoptera; Apidae
Product: protein Wnt-1-like
Exons: 7
Coding region: 356-1432 (358 amino acids)
Biological process (GO): multicellular organism development; cell fate commitment; canonical Wnt signaling pathway
Cellular component (GO): extracellular region
Molecular function (GO): frizzled binding; cytokine activity
Source: RefSeq, a predicted model, not a curated record
AUGUUGUUAUCGACCGCGAUCUAUCGGCCAGCGACAGAACCAUAUUCUUCCAGUCCACAUCGUUUCCAGAUCGUUCCGGUGUCUUGGCGAAUCAUGGCGUGUUUGAAAGAUACAUCGACGCGAUUUUCGAACUACGUUACCUUAUCGCUAGCCGACCGUAAAAUGACGAAGCAACACUUUCGUUGUCGUUCGUUUUAACACCCGCUUUGAUCGUUCCACAUAUUCUAACCUGGCCUAUUAUCCGUUCAACCGAAAUAACUUUCAACAAUCGAAGAAAUUGAUCUGUCUAUUGAUACGUGGUUAUUGCUGUCCAUCGAUAAAUCAUAUGUAUAAUCUCGUCGUUAGAGAGUAGUGUAUGUAUUUGGGUGUGGAGCCGCGAUUGAACAGUGGAUUGAGCCCUGGAAAUGGUGGCGAUGGCCAAGCGCAGAUCAUUGGCGCGGGUGUGAUUGGGCCAGCGAGCGCCGAAAAGAACUGCAAAAGCACGCACCUGACCGCGAAACAGCAGGCGAUAUGCUCCCGCUCUCCGCCAGUCCUGCAGGCAGUAAGUGCUGGCGCGAGAUUGGCGAUUGAGGAAUGUCAGCAUCAGUUCAGAUCGGCAAGAUGGAACUGCUCCAUCACCCCGGAAAAUCCGGAUAAUAUUUUUGGCGGCGUGAUGCUAGUCAACAGUCGCGAAGCAGCAUUUGUAUAUGCAAUAUCAGCGGCAGGGGUUGCUUAUAGUGUCACCAGAGCUUGUUCCAGGGGCGAACUCACCGAUUGCUCGUGCGACAACCGGGUCAGAACACGCCAUCCGAAUAAUUGGCAAUGGGGCGGUUGUAGCGAGGAUAUCCACUUUGGAGAGAAGUUCUCGCGAGAAUGGUCAGACAGUGGCGAAGAACCUGUAAAGGAGGGUGUGCUACAUGGACCGAAAGGGCUGGCUGGCCAGCUAAUGAGGAAACACGAUAGUGAAGCUGGCAGGCGCGCAGUCCGCUCAAGAAUGCAACGCGUAUGCAAGUGUCACGGAAUGUCUGGCUCAUGCAGCGUACGUGUUUGUUGGAGAAAAUUACCAGCAUUUAGGGUAGCUGGAGCAGCAUUAGCAGCAUUACACGAAGGCGCAGCUUUGGUACGACUGGCACAACGUGGCGGAAGAAGACCAGCGAGAUUGAGGCCUGCCCGUCCAGAUCUCAAACGACCUAAUAAAACGGAUCUAGUAUAUCUAGAAGAUAGUCCUGACUAUUGCGAAAAAAAUAUAACGCUCGGUAUUCCCGGGACAAGAGGAAGGAUAUGCAAUCGAACAUCUCUUGGAUUGGAUGGAUGUCGAUUAUUAUGCUGCGGUCGAGGUUACCAAACGAGAGUCCGAGAUGUGACAGAAAAAUGCAACUGUCGAUUUGUCUGGUGUUGUCACGUGAAGUGUGAGCUGUGUCGACACAAACGAGAGGAGCACGUGUGCAAUUAGGCGGUGAAGAAAAAAAAAAAAGAAAAA